AUGGCUGAAGUCCCAGAAUAUUACGAUUCAGGCUCGGAUGAAGGAGACCUGGAGUAUGAGGACCUCAAACUGCCUAGGUCACUUAAAAUGGCUCAAGAUGGCGAAGUUGACACCACGGCAGAAGUAGGCCUGGAGCUACAGAUUGACCAGGAGCCACAACCAGAGGCGGAGGAAGAGGACCUCAAAUUGGGGGCGCCAGAGAAUGUAUACCUACACCUAAAACCGACCAGCAUGUCUGAGGAAGAGAUUCCCAGGGAGUCAGAGAUAGACCUUUCUAGCAAGACUGAACCAGGGAUGUCCCGGGAGGCACAGUCAGAAACACUCAGAGAGAUGGAAGAGCUCUUCCAGGAUUUGGAUGUCCUUAUGCAUGAUAAGGAAGAACCAGGCUUAGAGUCACCAGAGGAGACCAAACUAGAUCUUAGAGAGGAUGUACUCAUAGAGUUGGCUGAGGAAACAGAUCUGGAGCUACCAAAGGAGACCAAAGGGGCCUCAAUUAGUGAGACUAAUUUAGAGUUACCAGAAGAGACCAAAUUGGAAGUUCUGGAGGGUUCACUUAGAGCACAAUAUGAAGAAACAGGUCUAGAAACUUCAGAGCAGACCAAACCUGAAUUUCCGAGUGAGAAACCAGGAAAAUCAAUUGAAGAGGCAGAUCUACAACCGCCAGAAGUGACCACACCAGAGAUUCCAAAGGAAGCACAGAGAGAGUCACCUAGGGAGGAAAGGACCGAACCAUCUGAGCAGGCGAAACCAGAGUUGCCAGGAGGGAAACCAAGAGAAACUGAAGAGUCAGGUCUGGAGCCCACAGAAGAGACUAAAACCGAGGCUCCACAGGAAAUACAAAGAAAAGCAACUGAGGAGAAAGAGACAGACCCACCUCAACAGACUAAAGCAGAGUUUCCAAAGGAGAAACUAAGAAAUUCUACUGAGGAGGCAGGUCCACAGCCCCCAGAAGAGACUAAAUCAGAGAUUCCAGAGGAGGACGGAAGAAAAUCAACUGAGGAGAAACAGACAGAGCCACCUCAGCAAACUAAAUCAAAGUUUCUAGACCAGAUACCAACUAAGUCUAGUGAAGAGACACAAAGGAAAUCAACUGAGGAGAAAGUUCUAGAGCCACUAGAAGUGACCAAAUCAGAAUUUCCUGAGGAAAAAUCAAGAAAAUCAAUCAAGGAAACAGGUCUAGAGCCAUCAGGAAAGACAAAACCAGAAGUUCAAGAAGAGAUACUGAGAGAAUCAACUGUGAAGAAAGUUUUAGAACCACUAGAGGACACUAAAUCAUCAGGUCAAAAUGAUAAGCAGAGAAAAUCUACUGAGGAGAUAGGACUAGCACCACCACAGAAGAUCAAAUCAGAGGAGACAGUAAGAGAGUCAACAGAGAAGAAAGGUCUAGAGCCACCAGAACAGACUAAACCAAAGUUUCCAAAGGAAGAACCAAGAAAAUCAACUGAGGAAACAGGUCAAGUGCUGCCACAGAAGACCAAACCAGAGGUUCAAGAGAAGACACAAACAGAGGAAGCUACAGAGAAAGAUCUAGAGUUACCUGAUAAAGCCAAACUACCACUAAGAAAAGAGACACAUGUAGAAUUUUCCAAGGAAGAUUGGCCAGAACUAGUUAAAUUUAAGCAGUCUGUAGACAAGGAUCAGCUAGAGUACUCUGACUAUCAAACAAGAACGUGGUCGGUAAAAGAAACCAAGAAAGCUAAAAGAGAUUCUAUGUUUGGGUCUCCCACAAUAAGUGAAAUAGACUCAAUAAGUACAAGUUAUGAGUUCUCCAAAGAACAUAAUGGACUGUUUGAGAUUACUGAUACCAGUAGUGACUUCUACGCAUAUGUCUCAGAUUAUCAGAGGGAUUUGGGGGAGCCUUUUGGUGAAAUAGUUGAAGAUUUGUCCCCAGAGUUGAAGGAACUGGCACACAAAGAUGAAGAAACCUCGCCAAAAGAAAGUAUAGAGCUACAAUUUGAGUAUCUUAAAUGGAGCCCAGAGAAAGUUGCAGAGUGGAUUAGCAAGCUAGGCUUUCCUCAGUACAAGGAGUGUUUUACCACAAACUUCAUCAGUGGCCGAAAACUCAUUCAUGUAAACUGCUCAAACCUCCCUCAGAUGGGGAUAACAGAUUUUGAGGACAUGAAGGUAAUUUCUCGGCAUACACGGGAGCUACUGGGAAUUGAAGAGCCAUUAUUCAGACGCACCAUCACCCUUCCCUACAGGGACAAUAUAGGCUUAUUUUUAGAGCAAAAAGGUCAUACUGGGGUAAAAUCUGAUUCCUUGACCUUAUCUGAAUUUGUGCAAGCAGCAGGAUUACAGGACUAUGCUCCAAAAGUAACUGCCCCUGAAAAGAAUGAAGCAUUGUAUUACACUGAACCGUAG
Molecule: messenger RNA, 2361 nt
Organism: Puma concolor (puma)
Lineage: Eukaryota; Metazoa; Chordata; Mammalia; Carnivora; Felidae
Gene: SAMD15
Product: sterile alpha motif domain containing 15
Molecular function (GO): protein binding
Source: RefSeq, a predicted model, not a curated record